GGACUCAAGCGGAGGCACUCUGGUAUGUUUGUGAUUCUAUUAUUGUAUCCUCACCUCACAUAGUGUGACCAAGGAAAUAUGUUCUGUUCCAUACACUUCAACUCAAGCGAACUCAGAACGAGUGUCCCUGUUAUGCUGUCCAUGCCAGCAGGCCUCUUCAGAGAUUCGUCAGAACGCAUAUGCCAAAUCUUUUUCGAGCGCUUCAAUGUCGCAGGCUUCGGUCUCCUUGACCGCCCCAUGGCCCAGCUCUAUGCCGCUGGACAGCUCAGCGGAGUCGUGGUCGAUAUCGGUCACGAAAUAACCGACAUCACCCCAAUUUACGAUGGAUUCAUCAUGCAAAACGCUCGUUCGUCUACACCUGUAGGCAUCAGAGAUUGUCAAGUUUACCUCGCCAACCUCCUGCGCUUCAAUCAGUCAGUCAUGGCGGCGGCAUCACCUCCGGACAAACUGAGUGACCCGGAGGUUACUCAAAGAUUCUUAGACGAUCUAGUUAAGCAUGUUUGGUUGGAAGGCCUUGUCCGCGUUCCAUCAGACGGGCAAACGGUAGAUAUACCAGAAGAUGAAGGAGUCACAGAUAUAGCAGCAGUCCUCGUUGCUGGCAAGGAAAAGGCCGUCAUUGAGACGGGGAUGAAAAAAAAGCUGACUGCGAAGGCUUCUGCUGCAGAGCAAGCUCGGGCGAGGGAGAUUGAAGCACUUGAUCUUGUCACUGUGGAGUUCCGCGGACACUCUAUCACUCUGGGCAAAGAGCGGCAUCGGUUUUGCGAGCCGCUUUUUGAUCCUAUGCUGCUGAACGGGCUGCCUGUCGAGCGUGUGGAUCCUUAUGAAGGGAGAAUAUUGCCCUUGCAGGAGGCUGUUGCAUUUUCCGUUCGCCAAACGGAUGUCGCCCAAAGGCAAUACAUUUGGCAAGGUUUGUUUAUUAAUGGCGAUCUUACAAAUCAUGUCAAAGGCAUCGGAGCUGCACUGCAGUCGCGGUUAGCGCCUUUCAUCCUUAGCACUCCAGAUCAGGCAACUGAUGUGCAGCCGCGGUCGAUUCGAGUACUGACCGUGCCUGAAUACUUUGCUGAAUACCGAGAAAAAGGAGAUGGCUUUGCGGCUUUCCUUGGUACUAGCAUUGUUGCGAAGAUCGCGUUCAAUGAGUCACAUGGGAAGAACUUUGUGUCAAAGACUGAUUAUAAUGAGAAGGGGCCACACGCUAUUCUAGAAAUGUCUCUAGCUUCGUUGUAACAACUUUUGCUAUGUUCACUGCAGUUCUGUAAAAGUUGACUUCUUGAUUGGGGGUGGUUCUGUCGGAGUUGAACCCGUUUUGGCCAAAACUGUACAGUUCAUCCAUCAUUC
This is a messenger RNA of Suillus fuscotomentosus, 1335 nucleotides long. RefSeq lists its product as uncharacterized. Bases 133 to 1224 code for a protein of 363 amino acids. Lineage: Eukaryota; Fungi; Basidiomycota; Agaricomycetes; Boletales; Suillaceae. The record is from RefSeq and is a predicted model, not a curated record. The transcript has 3 exons.